AUGGGGUGCAGGUGCUGCAAAAUGAUACAAAGCUACAUUUUUGAUCCAGAAGAGUUACAAUCACCUGGAUGCACUCAUGAAGGAAACAGCUACAAACAAGAUGAGCAAAGAAGCAAUAAAUUCAAAUUCAAACAGAACCGUGAAAUUAAAGAACAGAAAAAAGAACUCCAGAAGGAUGAGCUAAAUAGAACAGGAAUUAAAAAUGAGGUAAACAGCACAGGGGAGACCCUCUGGAACCACAGAGGCGAUGCUUUUCAAGAUGACAGCCUUGUGAAGUGUGUUGCAAAACUUGAUGUCACAGUCAAUGGCAGCAAUUCCCAUGCUGGUGUGCACCCCAUUCUCAGUCCUAGCACAAACUCAGUGAAGGAAGCCAGUGAACAGGGCACCUCCAGCCAGCCAGCAGAGCCUUCUUCAGUCAACACUGGAGACUUCCACUCCAAACUGAAUGAGUGUGGCCAAGAGCUUGACCUAGGAGCAGGCAGACACAGGAAGGCAGACUGCAGUCAGACAAACAGUAUUCAAGGUGUGAUGCCCCGGUCUAUAGAAGAUAACAACUUUCUCAAAGGAAGUGCAGUACUGGAGAUCCAAAAUAAUGAUGCCAUAAGACUGCCAGAUAUAGAUUAUUGCCAAAAUGGCAAUCAAAUCAGGAACUAUGUUGAAAAAGAUAGCAUUUCAGUCAACUAUGCACACCCAGACCAAAUGAGUAAGCAUUCAGCAAUGCAGGGCCAAGACCUUCAUGUAACCUCACCUUUGCAUGUGAAGAAAAGCAGUAUUGAGCCUUUUAACAGUGACUCUGCAGGCUUGAGUGAGGACAUUCCCAAAGGCAUUGCUGCCGCAGCUGUGCCCACAGCAGCACAGGCACCCACACACCACAGCCACAAAGACAUCAAUGGACAAACUGAGGAGGAAGACGCAGAAAUAGCAGCAGCUCUGGCUGCACUGGAAGCUGCAACUGCAGGCGAAGACCUGGAAGAGGAUGAUGAAUACUAGAUGAAGGUCUCUUUCUGAUACACUGGGUGAGAUCCAGAUUUUUUUUUUUUCCUGGAUUUACAUGAAUGCAUGUGCUGUUCAUGGGGACAGCUGUUA
This is a messenger RNA of Phasianus colchicus (ring-necked pheasant), 1086 nucleotides long. It is a transcript of the gene PGCKA1, whose product is annotated as PDCD10 and GCKIII kinases associated 1. Lineage: Eukaryota; Metazoa; Chordata; Aves; Galliformes; Phasianidae. The record is from RefSeq and is a predicted model, not a curated record.